Messenger RNA from Jaminaea rosea, 1047 nucleotides. RefSeq lists its product as hypothetical. Gene Ontology annotation, biological process: maturation of SSU-rRNA from tricistronic rRNA transcript (SSU-rRNA, 5.8S rRNA, LSU-rRNA). The coding region runs from base 1 to 1047 and encodes 348 amino acids. The record is from RefSeq and is a predicted model, not a curated record. Gene Ontology annotation, cellular component: small-subunit processome; nucleolus. Lineage: Eukaryota; Fungi; Basidiomycota; Exobasidiomycetes; Microstromatales. The transcript has 2 exons.
AUGGCACACAACGCCUUUGCUAACCUGCUGGCAGAAGUAGCCACCCAAUCAAAGCAGACAUUCACCGCCAGCACAUCUCAAAUCAAGCCGGCAUCCAUUGCGGGCAGGCACGACGACUUCCUCGCAUUGCAAUCCUCGCUCCUCCUCUGCUACAAUGCUCAUCUCGCAGCAAUUGCAUCGCACAGAGCACUCGGCUUGUCGCUCAGCGACUCUAAUGGCGCAGAGAUGGUGCAGAAUCUCGUCAGGCUAAGACUGCACCUCGAGAAGAUGAAGCCCAUCGAGGCGAGGAUGCGUCCAAGGUGGGCCAGGUGGAUUAAGGCUGCCCAAGUUGCCAAGAAUGACGCCAACGGAGACGAGCAAGAUGAAGAGGUCACUUUCCGACCAAACCCAGGCGCUCUUCUCGAUACCACUCCGGCACCCGUCGAAAGCAAAGCCUCGCGCUCCUCGCGUUCCUCGCGUCAGGCCGAAUCCUCUUCUUCAGUCUAUCGCCCUCCCAAAAUGGCCGCAGUACCCUACAACCCUCGCGACGACAGGUACGGCCUCAACGACAAGGAAGCUCGGGCUCGCAGCGCCCAGAACACGCACCUCCUCUCCGACCUCUCUACCUCGCUCUCGUCCAAUCCUUACUCGGAAGCCACAUCUGGUCUCGCCACAGGAAGCCGCGGAUCCAACACCAACGUCUCUGCACGCGCUCGCAAGUUGGCAGAAAUGAAAGCGUACGAAGAGGACAACUUCACGCGUCUGGCACAGUCCAAGAAGGAUGCCAGACAGCGCAGAAGAGAUGAAGAGGAUGUGGCCCUCGGUGGAGCCACGACUGCUGGUGUGGGCAGAGGUGGCAAGGUUGGCGCCGGUCUAGAGGAGGAGUUUGGCGACUUGCUGCGUGGCCACGGCAAGAAGAGGGGCAGGGGGGAGCUUGACGAUUUGAGAGGCAGGAGUAAGGCUGCGCGUGGGACUGGCGGCGAAAAGGGUGGGCAUCGUUCCAGCGGAGGUGGUACAGGCGGUAACCGCUUUCAGAAGGCAGUCAAGUCGCAUCACAAGCGCAAAUGA